Molecule: messenger RNA, 1086 nt
Organism: Hyaena hyaena (striped hyena)
Lineage: Eukaryota; Metazoa; Chordata; Mammalia; Carnivora; Hyaenidae
Product: mitochondrial fission regulator 1-like
Biological process (GO): mitochondrial fission; aerobic respiration
Cellular component (GO): mitochondrion
Source: RefSeq, a predicted model, not a curated record
UUGGAGAGACUUUGCCAUCUAAAUGCUUGGCUGGAUUAAGCGCCUAAUUAGGAUGGUUUUUCAACAGGUUGGAGUAAGCAUGCAAUCGAUACUUUGGUCUGGGAAGCCAUAUGGUUCAUCUCGAGGUAUCGUAAGGAAAAUUGGUACUAAUUUAUCUCUGAUCCAGUGUCCAAGAGUUCAGUUUCAGCUUACCAGCCCCACAACAGAAUGGAGCCCUAGCCCUCCAGGAGAGGAUGCAUUGGUGUCUUUUGCUGAUAUUGGAUGGGUAGCCAAAGAAGAAGAAGAGUGUUCAACAAGACAAAGGACAGAGGUCAGAUCAAGGCAACCCCUUGAGGAUGGCCCCUUUCUCGAGAAGCGGCCAGGCAGGGACUUUUCCUUACCAAACCCGUCCCCAGAAGAGCCUCAAUGGAAGACAGCGCUGGCAAAUGAGGAAGCACUGCAGAAGAUCUGUGCCCUUGAAAAUGAACUUGCUGCUCUCAGAGCUCAGAUUGCCAAAAUUGUGACCCUGCAAGAGCAGCAAAAUCUCAUUGCAGGUGAUUUAGAUUCUACCACAUCUGUCCCCACAGCCCCACCCUCCGUCCCCCUACCUCCCCCGCCACUCCCCCCACCAGGGCUUCACCAAAGUGUAUCUGCCAUCGAGCUGAUAAAAGAGCGAAGAGAGAGAAGAGCCUGUGCUGGAAAGACUCUGGUUAAGAGCAGUCCCAAGAAGAGCCCAAGUCCCUAAGAGCAGUCCCCUGAUAUGCCAAAUGUGCUAGAGAUCCUCAGAGAUAUGAGCAGCGUAAAACUCCGCUCAGUAAAACGGUCCGAGCAGGAGCCGAAGCCCAGGCCGGUGGAUGCUGCUGACCCUGCCGCCCUCAUAGCAGAGGCUCUGAAGAGGAAGUUUGCCUUUCGAUACCGAAGUGAUAGUCCAGGGGAAGUUGAAAAACGAAUUCCAGAGUCUGAACCAGAGGCCACCUCAGAAACAGUGCUGUUUGGGCCACACGUGUUGAAGUCUACAGGAAAAAUGAAGGCUUUGAUUGAAAAUGUUUCAACUUCCUAAUAGUGAGCUGAGGAAAAACUCUCCUUGUUCCAGCUGUUGGUUUGUUA